CUUUUUUUCUUUUAUCACAAUUCUUUGUUCGGUUCAUGUAAAAUCCCGGACGGACUAGACCGUUCAAAACCAGGAUAACCUUCUCUUCUAUUUCUAGAAGGAAGUUCUAUCAUACCUUCUUCCCAAUUUAGCUUCAAUGGCUGCAUCUUGUUCAAUUCAGAGCAAAUGUUAUGCAGCACCACUACACCUAAUUUCGACCUCAGGCGGAUCAAAUUUAUUCGUUCCUAAAUCCGUAUGCCCAACAAAAAGAAAACCAAAUCAGCAAGUCCAAAGAUAUCGAGCAUGUUGCCUUUUAGAAGUUGCAGUUCCUAGCAUUGAUAUUCCCUUAUCAGCUUCAAUCAACUUGACAGAUCCCAUAGAUGCAUCGGACUUGAUACCAGAGUACAUGCAAAGGUUGGUUUUAAUGGAUCUGGAUCCGGGAACAGCUAAGUUGGCAAUACCCAUAUUGGGGCCUUUACUAUCAGCAUUUUCAUUCCUGUUCAUUGUAAGAAUUGUCAUGUCAUGGUAUCCAAAGCUUCCUGUUGAGAAAUUCCCGUAUGUAGUAGCAUACGCCCCUACAGAGCCGAUUUUGACAGUCACACGCAAGGUGAUUCCUCCCCUUGGUGGAGUUGAUGUAACUCCCGUGGUUUGGUUUGGAUUGAUCAGUUUCCUUAAUGAAAUAUUAGUUGGCCCUCAGGGCCUCCUUGUCCUCCUAUCUCAACAGGUUUAGAUUAUGUAAUAAUGAAUCAUAUACAGAAUCUACAUUUUUUCAACCCCUACCUUUCACUCUCUCUGAAUAUAAUAGUUAGGGGAUGUUUCCUUUUA
Lactuca sativa (garden lettuce) is the source of this 804-nucleotide messenger RNA. Lineage: Eukaryota; Viridiplantae; Streptophyta; Magnoliopsida; Asterales; Asteraceae. The record is from RefSeq and is a predicted model, not a curated record.